GGUGAGUAAGAUAAAAAGGUAAAGAUAGAUAAGAAAUAAAAAAGAAAUUUUCUAGAUAAGAAAAAAUGGAGAGAAAAAAAUGGAGAGAGUUGAACCAGGGUUUUGAACCAGGGUUUUGAAGCAAAGUUAUGAAGUCGGAACAACAAGCACAUUUAAUUUUCUGCUUUAAAUCGCUCCAAGGCUCGUCGUUUCCACUCUGCAAACCACUUUCGUUUUCGUCGAGUUCUUCCAUAGCUCGAUUUUUUUCCAUACAUCGAGCUUUCCGAUAUACUGAUACGGUUUUGAGGAAAUAAAGUCAUGGCCAGAAAAGGCGAAGGAGCGGCCAUCGGAAUCGACUUGGGUACGACGUCCUCCUGCGUUGCAGUCUUGCAACCCGGACGCUGUGUAGAGAUCAUAGCUAACGACAACGGGAGCAGAAGAACGCCGUGUUGUGUCGCGUUCACGGACACUGAGCUUUUGAUUGGGGAUGCCGCCAGGAACCAAAUCUCCAUGAACCCCGUUAACACAGUUUUUGAUGCUAAACGACUGAUUGGGAGGAAAUAUAGUGACCCAUCAGUGCAGAGUGAUAAGAAGUUAUGGCCUUUCAAGGUAAUUGCCGGACCUUGUGACAAGCCAAUGAUAGUAGUGACGCACAAGGGUGAGGAGAAGCAAUAUUCUCCCGAGGAAAUCUCAUCUUUGGUUUUAAGAAAGAUGAAGGAGAUUGCAGAGGGUUAUCUAGGAACCCCGAUCAGGAAUGCAGUGGUCACUGCUCCUGCUUAUUUCAAUGAGUCCCAACGCCAGGCUACUAAGGAUGCUGCAGUUAUCUCUGGCCUCAAUGUCAUGGGCAUUAUCAGCGAACCCACUGCAGCUGCUAUUGCACUUGGGUUGGGCAAGAAAGAAGGCACGUGCUGGAAGAAGAACGUGCUCAUCUUUGAUCUGGGCGGUGUUACAUUUGAUGUAUCAUUGGUCAAAAUUGAUGAGAGUUCCUGUGAGAUCAUUGCUGUUGAAGGUGACCCUCAUCUAGGGGGUGUAGAUUUCAAUACCAUAAUGGUAAACCACUUUGUCCAGGAGUUCAAAAAGAAGCACAAGAAGGAUAUCAGUAGAAACCCAAAGGCAUUGAGGAGGAGGACAGCAUGCGAGAGGGCGAAGAUGAUGUUGUCUUCUCAUGCUGAGACUACCAUUGUACUUGAUUCAUUGAUCCAAGGCAUUGGUUUUUGCUCAAGCAUGACAAGGGCACUGUUUGAGGAACUGAACAAGGACUUGUUCGGCAAGUGUAUGGACCUUGUUAAAAAGUGCUUGAGAGAUGUUGGGUUGGAUAAGAGAGAUGUUGAUGAUGUUGUCCUUGUGGGUGGAUCAACUAGGAUUCCUAAGGUGCAGGAAUUGCUUCAGGAGUUCUUCGAGGGCAAAAAGGUCUGCACUAAUCUCAACCCAGAUGAAUUGGUUGCCAGUGGUGCUGCUUUGUAUGCUGCAUUUCUUAGCAGAAAUGGAAACUACAAGUUUGAAGUGCCAAUGUGGUCUCGACAUAAUGACAAUGUCAAGGAUGGCAUAGAAAUGUCUUCCACGAAAUCCAAUACCAGCUCGUCCUCCCAUUCCUCUGACCACAAAAGGAAAGACAAUGAUACCCUGGAUUUCUCAAAGAAGAGCUUUGACUGUGUCCUGCAUGGAGAAGCUCUAACCUCCUCUAUGCUCCAGGGUGGUGUUGAUUUUAAGGAGUUCGCUAAGGGAUGGAUGCCCCCACAGGACCAGCAACUGUUAGGGUCUCUCAAACUUCCCACUUUACAGGAAGGCUUUGUUCUGGUUCAUGGAAUUAUCUGAAAGGAACAACCAGGAUAUGGAGCUCCACCUGAAAAGGAUUUCGCAGUUGGAGCAGGACAACAAAGACCUUGUAACUAACAUUCAGAUGAAACAGCAGGGGAUGGAGGACUACAAGGAGCAGAUGAACAUCUGGAGAGAACAGGCAGAGGCCUCUAGGACCGAGGUGUUGAAGAGCAACCGUGAGAUGGAGUCUCAACGUAAAAGAAUUGUGAUUUUGGAAAAGGAAAAUAAGAGUCUCCUAGGUAAGAUGGAUAGGAAAUUGAGGGAGGUUAUGGAAGCCAAAAACUCGGUGGCAGAAGGAUACAAUGAUCAGAUGAAGAAGUUGUUGGAGCAGGAUCGGGCGAUGGAGAACCAACGGAAAAGGAUUGUUCAGUUGGAGCAGGACAACCGAGGCCUCUUACUCAAGAUGAAGUUGAAACAGAUGGAGGUUAAGGAAGCCGAAAGAUUGGCCCGGACCUCUGCAACAGAGGCUGUGAAUGCUUUCAAAAUGUCUAGCGAUUAUAAUCAGGGGAUAGAGGACGCAGCGAGGGCUCGGUUAGAAAAAAUCGCUUCAGAAUUGCUGAAAAUAGGAGGGGGCCGGUAGAAGAUCUGUGGAAAAACAUUUUUAUCCCAAGGAAGUUGGAAUCCAAAGUAAACAUUAAUUAGAAAAUGUGAGGUGCAACCUUUCAUCUACUGACCAUGUAAGAAGAAUACAUCAAAUUCCAUUUCAACAUCACUGUUGUUAAUGACAGUUAGAAUUAAUGAUCCAAUUUUGUGUUUGCUACAUCAUUAAGUUGACCAUUCACUCUCAUCAUGACAACAUCAACAUGUUGAUGCUUUGGAUGUAUAUAAGUUUCUUUUGGAAAUCAGUGUUUCUUAGAAGUCUAUGGAUUUUAGAAAUCUAGAUGUAUUCAAUUAGGACUUUUAAAAGUCCAUAAAAGUACGGGUGUAUUCAAUUAGGAUUUCUAAAAGUCAAUAAAAGUACGGGUGUAUUCAAAAUAUUAACAAAUCUUGUGGAAUUACAAAAUAAUGGAUUUUCAUGGACUUUAGACCUAAUCGUAUAUAUAGUCCUUCUCAUGAUUGUCUCGUGCUUUCCCAAGAGAUUUCACGCAGACUUUCUCCUUGGGUCUUCUCCUCUUGCUCGCCUCGCCAAGAACAACCGUCUCAUCAAGAAGAAAAACUCCAAGUAAGUUACUCUUUUCUGAAUUGCUUAUCCAUAUUUGUUCGUUGUUAUUUUUGUACGGAGUAGAAUUGCUUCUUCCACCAUGUUUCAAACUUCUAGGCAAAUCUGCAAAUAGACUUGGUAGGUAUUAUAUUUUUUUUGCUUUAGAAAUCAGAGUAUAUAGAGGUUACAUAUUUGUUAAUGUUAGGCAAUUUUAUUCAUCCAGUAUUUGUUAAAGCAUAACACUUUAUCCAACUAAUACGUUUGUUUUAAAUGAAGAGUAAUUGGAGUUGCCUCUUCUUUACACAAUAGCAGCUGCAGGUAGGAGUUUUUUUCUUUCGUUUUUGGUCAAUUAGCCGCAGAGCAGGUUUCUUCCUUUUCCUAUGCAAGCAGCCGUAGCAGCAAUCAAGAAUAAUGUGCUGCACUUAAGUUUGUAGACACUCUUGUUCAUUUUUUAUGCGUUUACCUCUGUAUGUAUAAGUGUGUUGUAGUUAAGUUUGUAGACAAUAUAAUAUGUGUUCAAAAACUUAAUAUAGUUUAUCUUUGAAAAGAUCAAGGGGUAUGAGUUUGUGUUUAUUGUUUGUGUGAUUGGUUUUGCAUGUCUUAUAGAUGGGUGAUUCACAAGGUAAUGCCAAAAAAAGAUUAUAAAACUUGGACCAUAGAAGAGAGUAAUGUCUUGCUUCAGCUAAUGGUUGAAAGUGCCAAACUUGGCCUUCGUGAUAUCAAUGGAGUGAUAAGUAAACAAAUGGUAGAGACCAGACUCCUUCCUAAACUUAAGCAAAAGCUUGGUUAUGAAAUUAGUUUUAAUCAUUACCAAAGUAGAGUCAGAUGGUUUAAAAAACAAUACUCCAAUUACUCUCAACUUAUGCGGCACAAAUCUGGAUUCGAAUGGGAUGCGGCCACAAAGAAAUUCACCGCUUCCGAAGAAGUAUGGGCUGACUACCUGAAGGUGGGCAUUUUUUAUUCAUUUGUGUGUCUAUUUUAUAACAUCAUAAUAACAAAGUUUAUAUUUUUUUUAUAUCUGUCACAUAAAGAACACGCACACCUUCGGUCAGAAACUUGUUGUCCGGACUAUGAGGAUCUGAGAAUCACAGUGGGGAAUGGAACUGCAACUGGGAUGGGUGCAAUUGGUCUUGGUGAAAAUACUGACGCUACAGUGUUAGGAGUAGAUGAUGAAUCAGGUGGAAUUGGUGGCAUUGAUGGAUUAUUUUUUGAUCCAAAUACUUACAUGUUCACACCGAGUGAAACUAUAGAGGACUCAUCAUAUCUUCCACAAGAUGGUGGUACAAAUAUAGAGGAUCCACCUUCAUCAAGCAAUAGAGCUAAAGGAAAAAGGGGUAGAAAUGAUUUUGAGAACAAUGGAAGAACUUUGAUUUACAAUUCAUAUAUGUGCUUAGUGGUUGGGAGAGUUCUGCCCAUGAUUCAAAAGUGUUAAAUGAUGCAAUUUCAAGACCAAAUGGUCUUAAAGUGCCACCAGGUACACUUUAACAUGGUUAUCCAAAUCUUUGUUACCAAUUACUUAUUGCAUUGAAUGAUAGAUUAAUUGUGUAAUGAUUCAAUGUCUAGGAAAAUAUUAUUUGGGGGGUUGUGGAUUUGCAAAUCGGUGUCAAUUUUUAGCUCCAUUCCGAGGUACUCGGUAUCAUCUAAAGGAUUUUGGUGGUGAAGGAAAUCACCCUAUUAAUGUGGUUGAACUAUUCAAUCUUCGUCAUGCUUCUUUAAGGAAUGUGAUUGAACGCAUAUUUGGAAUAUUCAAGUCACGCUUCACAAUCUUCAAAACACCACCUCCUUUCUCUUAUAAAACACAAGCAGAAUUAGUUUUGGCAUGUGCAGGAGUACAUAAUUUUCUUCGACGUGAAUGUCGAUCUGAUGAAUUUCCUCCGGAUCCAGAAGAAGACCCACCUAGUGAUGAUGAGGACAAUCUUGAAUGGGAUAACUUUCAGACACAAGAUCAACAGAGGGAAAAGGCCAAUGAAUGGAGGAUGAAUCUUGCUACUCAAAUGUGGGCAGCUGCAGAAAAUGAAUAAUUGUGAUCCAUAGUUCAAUAGCACAAGACGUUUGUUCCCAUUUUGCGUGUUGAUGACUUUAUUUUUUUUUCUUAUAUUUUUUUAAUGCUUAUGCUUCACCUCAUUCGGAAUAGAGAACAUUAGCUAUUAUAUUUGUCAUAUUUUCUAUGUAACGAAUCUUAUUUAUUAAAGUUUGAUCUAGUUGGAUCUGGUCUUAAA
Cuscuta europaea is the source of this 5157-nucleotide messenger RNA. The record is from the annotation of a GenBank genome assembly. NCBI's taxonomy places the organism in Eukaryota, Viridiplantae, Streptophyta, Magnoliopsida, Solanales, Convolvulaceae.